Clunio marinus is the source of this 279-nucleotide messenger RNA. The record is from the annotation of a GenBank genome assembly. Lineage: Eukaryota; Metazoa; Arthropoda; Insecta; Diptera; Chironomidae.
AUGGUACUUAAGGACGACAGGGAUGGAAGAGUUCAUUGGCGUAAUUCUACUGCAGUUCUUUUCAAACAUUCGAGUUUAACGAACGACUUUCUCCUUCUGUUGGUGUCUCUAAAGAAGCCAUUAAAGAGAAAUAUGCUGUCGAAUAUGGAGACAAAUGUGUUUACAUUGACUUAUCGAAUUUUCAACAGCUCUUUAGCUCAGAUAUAUCGAAAUAAAUUGGCAUCUCUUGACCUAGACUAUAAAACACAACUGAAAGCCUCCCAAAGUCUCAAGGUUUGA